Enterospora canceri is the source of this 1464-nucleotide messenger RNA. Lineage: Eukaryota; Fungi; Microsporidia; Enterocytozoonidae. The record is from the annotation of a GenBank genome assembly.
AUGGUGAAGGUGUUUGUUUACGGCCCAUGGGGAAGACUGCCACUUCAGGCGACUGAUCCUGGGAGUCUGAUCGAUAAAAUCAAAAAUGAGUUGAAGAUAACUCAUUGCCGAAUAUUCAAGGACAAAGAGAGAAAGAAUGAAAUGGGAAUCAGUGAGCCACUGGUGCAGGGAAUGAGACUGUACGUGGUGAGUGAGAAGAUUGAGAAGACCGAGGUGAAGGCGAACCUGUGCAACCACCCGAAAGAGAAGAGGUGCCUGAACUGUGCCGUAGAGGAGAUCCAGAACGAAGAGGAGGAGAAGAAGAAGAGGGAGAAGUAUCUCAGCAAGGCGACCUAUUUGGAGAUGCUCAAGGCCAAGGGCGUGACUGAGCCAGACUACGACUACAGGAAGCAGAUUUGCGGUGACCACGGUGUGAAUGUCGUUUGCAUGAAAUGCAUGGACAAGGCAAUCACGCUGAUUCCACAGAUCCACAGGAGCGUCGACUACGUUGAGUUUGACACCUCCUUCUACGUCGAGACGUUCGUAAACGCGUGGAAGAACUCAGGUCGCCAGCAACUUGGUCUCCUGAUUGGGAAGUACAAGGCCGUAGACGGAAAACAAAGGGGGGUUGUUUCGCUAAUUUAUGUCCCAGAACAGGCAAACUACCCUGAUGGAUUCAGCCUGGAAAAAUACGAGGAACUGGGGCUGAUGGAUGGCCACGAUGGGCUGGCUGUUCUGGGGCUGAUUUACACGGACUUGUUUCUCAAGGAGGGUGUCCAGCACAGCUACAAGAUCGAGAACAACGUCAUUUUGAGUGCAUUUGAGCUGGAUUUCUUCCACAAAAUGGCACGAACAAUUUCAGGCAAAGGCGGAGUCAGGGACGACCUCGUCUUUGUCUCGGUCUCGUCCGACAGGGAGAAGCAGAUCGAAAUGAGCUGCUUCCUUCCCACGAAGCAGUUCCACGCCGUGAUGGACGCCAAACUGGUUGGUCUCUCGACAGAUCCAACCACCUUUGUGAAUGUAUCGAAACGAGAGCUGCUCUACAUGUACAGAAAUGAGUACAAUACGGAUGUAUCAACCAAGGCAGACCCGUACGUCCCAGUCGAAUACUUCUUUGUGACCUGUGAAGUUGGCUACUCCAACAAGAGUCCCCUCUUUGGAAAUAGAACACUUGAUCGCAUUCUGAUUUCACUUGACAAGUUAUCAGGCUACUUUGAUGGAGACUACCACAACAUGGAGAAGUACAGGAACCUGUUUGUUCUGCUGAGUCUGAGCAAGUUCUACAAGAAAACAAGCAGAAUAUUCCAGGCAGUUGCCCAGGGCAACAAUGAUCAGUUCCAUGCCAUUCUUGGAACUGAUGAGUUUCUUGUUACCAUUGCGCAGCUUGAGAAGCACAGGCAGGUGAAAUGGGAGUGUUCCACAUGCACAUUCAUCAACGAGGCCUAUGUUACACAGUGUGAUAUGUGUGGGAAGCCAAAGGGUUAA